Molecule: messenger RNA, 564 nt
Organism: Cyclocybe aegerita
Lineage: Eukaryota; Fungi; Basidiomycota; Agaricomycetes; Agaricales; Hemipholiotaceae
Source: the annotation of a GenBank genome assembly
AUGGCACCGACAGUUGACCGUUCGGCAUUCUACCUCGUUUUUGAUGAAAACACAUUCGUCGACUGUCCGCGAAUCCAUGUCUGUCGCGUCAACAUCUUUGAGGACCAGCCUACCGUUCAUCCUGUUUCGACCAUGAAACUCGACGACGAUCCCUUGUCUCUAACGGUCUCUGGAACACGUGUCGUCACUAUCACCCCAGAAACGGAUGUGUCAUACCCUUUGACAAUCCAUACUUACGACAACAACAUCCUGAUUGCCCAUGAGGGCCGGCUCUACCAAUGGAAGACUCCUCCGCUUCGCCCGCUUACUGGCUCGGGAUUGCCUCAGUUUGACCAGAACGCCCCGAUAUCUGUCAUUGGGAAUCUAUUCCACUAUGGAAAACGGUGGAUUGACCCAGGAGAUGAACCCGAUGGUCUUCUGCGCGACCUGUUCGCUCCUCCUCAGUCCCCUUGGCGAGGGAACAGUGACACCGGAUACAUGCUUAUGCUCUCGUUCCCUGGCUCAGCGCUCCACAAUAUCCAACUGAAUCCCUCGUCGCCAGACCCACUUGCGGUUCCCAGGUGA